UUGUUUAUGUCAGUCAGAGACGUUUGAUGGAGGAAGUGACAAAAAGACACAAACAAACCUGUCGAGUUUCCCCAAAAGUGACAACUCCCGCGGCUUUUCAGAGACGUUAUGAAAAAUAGGAUUAUUGCCCCGAAACAUAUGUUAACACAGGGGGUAAUAAACUCAUGGAGCUGCGCAACGGCACACAGGGGAGACUAGCGCGCCUCCGGCGGUGCUGCAAGCGAGCCAAGCCGCCCAGCGCACACAUGAGGCGGGAUGAAGGUAAAGUCCUGCGCCCGCUGCCUGUGGAGACCAACGAGGACGACGAGGAGCUCAUGGAGGAGGAGGACUGUUUCUCCACGGGCUUCCUCAAGCGUGACAGUCUCCAUCCCGCCGUGUUCCUGAAGACGCCCAGGUAUAGCUUGAUCCGGGAGGUGGGUCGCGGGAGCUACGGUGUGGUGUACGAGGCCGUCGCCCGCAGGUCCGGAGCCCGCGUGGCCGUGAAGAAGCUCCGCUGCGACGCGCCCGAGAAAGUGGAGCUGGCGCUGGCCGAGUUCUGGGCCCUGGCGAGCCUGGAGAAGAAGCACGAGAACGUGGUGCAGCUGGAGGAGUGCGUGCUGCAGAGAAACGGGAUGGCACAGAAAAUGAGCCACGGGAACAAACGAAACAAACAGUAUUUGAGAUUAGUUGAAACUUCACUCAAAGGUGAGCGUAUCUUGGGUUACCCAGAGGAACCGUGUUAUCUUUGGUUUGUUAUGGAGUUCUGCGACGGCGGCGACCUCAACCAGUACAUCCUCUCACGGCGGCCUGAUCCACGGACCAACCGUAGUUUCAUGAAGCAGAUGACCAGCGCUGUGGCCUUCCUCCAUAAGAACAACAUCGUCCACCGGGACCUCAAACCAGACAACAUUCUCAUCUCGCAGAAAUCCGGCGAUCCGGUCAUCAAGGUCGCCGACUUCGGCCUCAGCAAGGUUUGCGCGGCACUCAGCUGCAUGGAGAGCGAAGGCGACAACCAGGUGAACAAAAACAUGGUGAACAUUAACAAAUUCUGGCUGUCGUCAGCAUGCGGCUCCGACUUCUACAUGGCUCCGGAGGUGUGGGAGGGACACUACACUGCCAAAGCGGACAUUUUUGCUCUCGGCAUCAUCAUUUGGGCCAUGAUUGAGCGGAUCACGUUCAUCGACGCCGAGUCCAAGCGAGAGCUCCUCGGCACAUACGUCCGCCAGGGGACCGAGAUCGUCCCGGUGGGUGAGGCCCUGCUAGAGAACCCAAAGAUGGUCCUGAACAUCCCACAGAAGACGCGGAGCAUCAUGUCUGAAGGCGUCAGGCGGCUUCUGCAGGACAUGUUGGCGGUCAACCCGCAGGACCGGCCCGACGCGUCUCAGUUGGAGGUUAGAAUGGACCAAGUCACAUGGGCGGCGUAAGUCAAACCCAUUGGCUGAAGAAAGCGAGCAUGCACAUUUUUCAGGUUUGCCCAGCGAUGGAAAUGAAAAAGGGACGUCGGAUCCUUGAACUGAAUUUCAUUUCGUGACCGCUUCCAAAAAGCAGAAGUGAAAUCAAAUGACUUAAUAUUUCUAUUUAAAAGCCCUCACAAGGAAAUGCUAUGCAGUCUUCUUUAUUAACACGCUCGUUUUCUACUGUGGAUCCUCAUGCAAGUCUUCCAAACUGACCAUGUGUUUCCUGCUCGGACCUCACCAGCAAUGUUUUCACGUUCCUCUCGUUCUCUGCUGUGACUGUGCUGAUGUUUCAGACCAGGUUUAUACACACACACACACACACACACACACAUUGCACUAUGUCCUCAAACCGAUAUAUCCCGUCUGCACCUCUGUGAAAUCCAGACAGUACAGAUGUAAAUAGUUAGAUGUUUGUGGUGAAUGCUCUAAAAUAUUCACAGGACGACAGAGAAGGAAGUUAUUAUAAAACUCACAAACAUGAAGACACACUGUGAAUGAUAUAAUGUGAAUGACUGGGUUGGUAGUGACCCGUCUCUCCUGUAGCUGGAAAUAAACCUGACCCGAACAACAGCACCUCUUUAAACAAAAACUCCCCCUUUGUGCCUUAUUUUAACAUUUUUAGAAAGUGUUGGAUUGGUUCUCUUUUUUUUUUUCUUUUUUUUUUGCAUUUGCAAAUGCUAAAUAUAUAUAUGAUCCAUUAAUGCGGUUACAAGUUUUGUCAAGUAACUUCUUUUUCUUUAAUCUAAUUCCUUCUAUUGUAGCCACUUCAUCUAGAUCUAGAACAAAAGCAGAGUAUUUGUACUAAUGCCAUUGAACAGGAGAUUGUUUGAUUUUCUAUGCAGACUCCACUUUGUGUCAAUAAUUAGACGAGGGAUCAAAUGAGUUUUGUUGUUGUUAACCUUGGUUUUCAUCUGACUUCACAUUGUUGUAGCAAAAUGUCUGAUUUCCUUUUGGCUCUUCACAUCAAAAAGCUUUAAGACAGGCGUCACAUUCACAUUGUCUGGAAUGUUUCGGUUCCGUUAGAAUGGAACAGUUUGAAAUGUUUGAAUUGUAGCGCCUCACAUCACGUGAUUCCAAACGGAAUGUUGCAGGAUGGGCAUCACUGAGUCACUCUAACUGGAUUUCUCUUAACCUCAACACACUACUUUACAGCUGUGCCAGAUAUCAGAUCUUUGUUUAAAAGAAAAAAGGCUUUAAAUUGAAAGAUGCAUGUUAAUUGUACUCCUGAGCACAUUCACGGUUGAAAGAACAGUUUUCAAGCCAUCCAAGAUGUGGAUGAUUGUUUCUUUGUCAGAAAUUAGAGAAAUGGAUAGAUCUUCUAUAUAGCUAUAGAUCUUCUGCAGUGAAUGGGUGCCGUCAGACUAGAGCGAUGUGGAUUAGCGUUACAUGUGGAUUAUUGUGAUGUUUUUAUCAGCUGUUUGGACUCUCAUUCUGAUGGCACCCAUUCACUGUAGAGCAUCCAUUGGUGAGCAAGUGAUGCAAUGCUACAUUUCUCCAAAUCUGAUGAAGAAACAAACUCAUGUACUGUACAUCUACUGUACAUCUUGAAGGGAAUGAGAAAGUGAAGAUUUUUAAGGUGAACAUAAAAGGUCACAAUAAGAAGCCGGUCGCAUUUUUUUUCCUGUGAACUGGACAUUUGUACCAGCCAGUGAGAAAUCGUUUUUUCGUCUGUCAGUGUUUUAGUUUACAUUCUUAGUGUUUCUACCUCACUUUCCCUCACUAUCGUCGUGUGUCGCAUCUUUUCAGUGGCAGUACUUUUAUCCAUAGCAUCUCAAACAGACAUUUCACUGUUUAUGUUGGUUUUUUUUUUUGGGAUGAACGAGUUGCAGAACCAGAGCUUUUAUAGUAAAACUAAAAUAUCUUUGCAUUUAUCGCACAUGAUCUCUUUAUUGAUGGAAAUAGUUCCUCCUCUUCAGUGUUUCAGAGGCUUUCUUCAGGUUUCUUCACAUACAGGGAACUAGUUCUAGUUGUUCUUUUAUCGAGACAAGUUGAUGUUUUUCCAAGGACGUUGGAGGUCUGAAGUUGUUAGGAUCAGACUUUUAGUGUAACUCACCUUGAAAUACCAAAAAAACCUCAUGGACUCGUCAGUAAUGUCAUGUUUCUUGUCCCUCAGGUGUUCACUGAAAAAGGUUUGCGGGUCAAACAAACACGACGACUAUUUAACGAUACUAACCUAACCAGAGAUACGCACACUGACUAAUCACUACAGACACGCAAACCAAACUCUUCUCUUUCUAGUUGUUUUCUUUCUGUCCGAGUUUCACUGAUUAUUUUGAGAUUACAGAAGUUUUAUAUUGUGCAAAUGUCUUCUUGUGGUUAAUAUUGAACUGGGUUUGGUUGAUGAUGCUAUGAGCCAUUUGAUGUUUUUACAAAGCAGUCUUUUUAAAUUGUGUGUAGUCUCUUGUUUUGUUGAAAUAAAGAAAUCGGAGAAAAUAA
Molecule: messenger RNA, 3872 nt
Organism: Carassius gibelio (silver crucian carp)
Lineage: Eukaryota; Metazoa; Chordata; Actinopteri; Cypriniformes; Cyprinidae
Product: serine/threonine-protein kinase 35
Exons: 3
Coding region: 165-1403 (412 amino acids)
Biological process (GO): autophagy; autophagosome organization; positive regulation of autophagy
Cellular component (GO): cytoplasm; autophagosome
Molecular function (GO): ATP binding; protein serine/threonine kinase activity
Source: RefSeq, a predicted model, not a curated record